This is a messenger RNA of Drosophila kikkawai, 1284 nucleotides long. RefSeq names its product gamma-butyrobetaine dioxygenase. The record is from RefSeq and is a predicted model, not a curated record. Gene Ontology annotation, cellular component: mitochondrion. Gene Ontology annotation, biological process: carnitine biosynthetic process. Gene Ontology annotation, molecular function: oxidoreductase activity. NCBI's taxonomy places the organism in Eukaryota, Metazoa, Arthropoda, Insecta, Diptera, Drosophilidae.
AUGCUGACUUGUAGACACCUCAUUGGCCACCUCCGCCGGCAGGCCAGCACAGCGGUAGCUCGUGUCCUGGCUCCCGGCUAUGUGGAAGUCCAAGAAGACAAAGGCCAGACCCCCCUCAAGUAUCCACAAGUCUGGCUGAGGGACAACUGUCAGUGCCCGGAGUGCUUCCAUGCUGCCACCCGGGCCAGGAAAAGUCAUUGGGAGCGAGGACCCGUAAACAUAAAAGUGGCCAAAGUGGAUUAUAACCAGGAACACCAAAAACUAGAGGUUAUCUGGCAGGACCAGCACAAGAGCUCCUUUGACCUGGCCUGGCUGAGGGAAAGGGAUUUUGGUGAGGUGGCCAGGAGGCGGUACCUGGACGAGGUGUACAAGCCACCGGCACAGCUCUGGGGGAAAACCCAGUUUGAGGCUGUGCGAAAGGAGUUCAACUACCAGGAUGUCAUCCAGGAGGAUGCAAAGCUGCAAGCCUGGCUGGAGGCUCUGGCAGUUCAGGGAUUUGCCAUACUCAAGGGAGCGCCCGAUGACAUCAAUGUGGCCAAAAAUCUGGCCGAAAGGAUUGGCUAUAUCAAGAGGACCACUUAUGGAGAUGUCUUCGAGGUAAAGUCCAAACCGAAUGCCGGUAACUAUGCCUACCUGAUGACUCCCCUGCCGCUGCACACGGACAUGCCCUACUACGAAUACAAGGCCGGCAUCAAUAUACUCCACACCCUCGUCCAGUCGGCCUCAUCGGGCGGCGCCAAUACCCUCACCGAUGGCUUCAAUGUGGCCUCUGAGAUGCAACGCCUGCAUCCGGCAGACUUUGAGAUCCUGCGCUCGGUGCCCGUCAACUGGUUUGACAUUGGCCACGAUGGCGAUGCAUUGCGACCCUUUCACAGCAUCUGGCGGUCGCCGGUGAUAUGCCUGGAUGUGGAGGGUCGGUUUGCCAGGAUCAAUCAGAAUACCACCAAGCGGGACAGUAGGUUUACGGUGCCAUUGGAGCAGGCUGUGGCCUGGUAUCGGGCCUACGACAAGUUCUUGGAGCUGGCCCACUCGGAGGCGGUGGAGUUCAAGACGCAGGCCGGGGAUGUGUUUGUGUUUAACAAUCUGCGCAUGCUGCACGGGCGGACGGCCUAUGAGGAUGCGCCGGGCAACAAGCGGCACUUGGUGGGGGCCUAUGUCGAUUGGGAUAUCAUCUACUCCAAGCUGCGAACUCUCAAGUAUCCCAAUGCCAAGGAUUAGAGGAUGUACAGUACAAGUGAUGUGAAAAUAACUAUGGAAUUUUAAAUAAUAAUUUUUGUGAAUAUA